UGAGAUCGCGAGUAUAUUCGCAGACGAUAAAAUAAAAGCCACUCGAAAUAUCAAGGAUGCACAAAAAAGACAAAAGGAUACACACGACAGGAAGAUCAGAAUUAUGGCAAACAAAACUGGCGAUAUGGUGCUGGAGUAUCGCUCAGACUUAAAGAACGUACAUGGCGACAAGUUUCAAAGCCGUUGGACAGGACUAUACUAUAUCCAUCGCGUUCUAGGAAACGGGUUAUACAUAUUGAGACGUACUGAUGGGGAAAUAUUUAACCACCGGCCAGUUCACGGAAACCGCCUAAAGUUCUACAAACAAAGGGAUCUCAUAUCACGUGGAGCAACAGGAGGGGCAACAAGAACAAAUAUGCAAGUGACCGAAGGAUUCUAUAAAAGAAUUAACCAAAUUCGCAGAGAAUUAUUAUCAAUUUCAAGAGAAGCACAAAUAGUCCUGAAUAAAACGGGAAUACACCUGAUAGCCGAAGGCAAGACGGUCAACCUGGCGGAACUCGCGAUCA
Molecule: messenger RNA, 506 nt
Organism: Diversispora eburnea
Lineage: Eukaryota; Fungi; Glomeromycota; Glomeromycetes; Diversisporales; Diversisporaceae
Source: the annotation of a GenBank genome assembly